Molecule: messenger RNA, 1306 nt
Organism: Trametes versicolor FP-101664 SS1
Lineage: Eukaryota; Fungi; Basidiomycota; Agaricomycetes; Polyporales; Polyporaceae
Exons: 2
Coding region: 1-1287 (428 amino acids)
Source: RefSeq, a predicted model, not a curated record
AUGGCACAGAUGAAGACACUGCCCACCGAACUGGUCAUCGCGAUCCUGGAGGAAGCGCAGUACGAGGACCUCCUACCGCGCUACAAGUGGCUCAAGAGAUACUCUCGCGUAUGUCACGCCUGGCGGGCGCCCGCUCAGCGGCUCCUCUUCUCGCACGUCGCGCUCCUCCGUGGGGCCGCCCAAUGCAAGGCGUUCAAGGACGCCGUCACAGACCUCUCGUCGGCGGACCCCGCGCACCUGGACUACCUGCGCGAGUCGGUCAAGACGCUCGCCAUGGCCGUCGACCAUCAGGAAGUAUACGCGGAGGUCAUCGAGCUGUGCCCGAACCUCCGGGAGCUCCACCUGUCCCUUUACCACGCGUCUUUCCGACCCGACGUCCUCGCUCGUCUCGUCCGCGGACCCCGGGUGGAGGCCAUACGCGUCAAGACAUACCACCUCUGGCCGCUUGUACAGCUGCUCUCUGUCUAUGGGACGGUGCAGUACCUCGAAAUCGACUUCAACAGCGUCCGGGAGGAGUUUGCAGAAGAACCGGACUUGCUGCCGCCCCUUACGCAGCUCCGGGAGCUGCGCUACUUCGAUCAGCUUCACCGCACGCACCCCCUCGUCAAGUGGACUCUCUCCGGCCCGUCGCAGAAGACGCUGGAGGUGUUGGAGCUGCGGUGUUCUGGGAUACAGCUGGAGAUGCUCGCCGGCGUGGGCCCACGCCUCCGUUCGCUCGCCAUUGCAGGGUUGGGCGGGAAUGACGACGUGGCCGCGGUGGCGCCUGCGCUGGAGGAGCUCGUCGUACUGGCCUCGUUUCCCAUCACCGUAUCCCUCGUGCAGCGAUUUCCCGCCAGUCUUGUGCAUCUCGCCAUACAGGACCUCACCCUCAACGACCGCUGCCUGGAGGACGUCGACGCCCUUGCCGCGCAUUAUGCCAAUGCUGGGACAUCGCUACGCGUGCUGAGCUUCCAUUGCCGUCGGGGAGAACCGGAAAAGGCAGCGAGGAGGAGUGACGCACUAGCCCUGUUCGAGUCGUGCAAGGCAGCGGGGAUUGAGUUCCGGUUCUUUGAGCCGCCAUAUGGCCACUAUGCGUGGGAGCGCAUGCCUCUUGAGUCGGUGCGGAUGUUUCCCCGGCAGAUGCCGUUUUCGGAACGCCGUGCGACGACCAUGAGCGGGGAGCAACUAUCCGAAGAGUAUGCUUUUUCUAAAACGAGAGGGAAGUCGUCAUUCGUCCGCAGAGUGGCCAAGGCUGCGGGGAAGGCCUUUGGAAGCAGUAUACCACCGAUGGCUCUGGCGAAACCUUGAAUAAGUACCCUGCAAGAGA